GGGGCGGAGUUCGCCCAGUGGCUGCUCGCUGGAGGGUGAGGGACCAGCUUUCUCUGCUAGUUCGCACCCUAGGACUUCUUAGCCCCUGGAAUGCGAGAGAGGCUCAGGGAGUUCCCGGAGUGGGGCGUAGAGGGAACCGCUGGUGGGGACCUUCCUAGGGGCCUGCCCCUCGUGGGGUGCUAUGGAGUUUCCAGAACACAGCCAGCAGCUGCUGCAGAGCCUCCGAGAGCAGCGGUCCCAGGGUUUCCUUUGCGACUGCACCGUGAUGGUGGGUAGCACCCAGUUCCUGGCCCACAGGGCUGUGCUCGCCUCCUGCAGCCCGUUCUUCCAGCUUUUCUACAAAGAGCGGGAACUGGACAAGAGGGACCUGGUGUGUAUCCACAACGAGAUUGUCACGGCCCCAGCGUUUGGGCUGCUUCUGGACUUCAUGUAUGCUGGCCAGCUGGUGCUGAGGGGGGACACCCCUGUGGAAGACGUGCUGGCAGCUGCCAGUUACUUGCACAUGAAUGACAUCGUCAAGGUGUGUAAGCGGCGUCUGCAAGCCCGGGCCCUGGCAGAGGCAGACAGUACCAAGAAGGAGGAGGAAACCAGCUCACAGUCCCUGAGCUUGGAAUUUCUGUCCCACACUUCCCGUGGCCCUCAGCCCUCCUUGGCAUCUGCGGAGAUAUCGGGCCAUUGGGGCAAAGGGGAGUGGAAAGGCCCUGCUGCUCCCUCACCUACUGUCUGUCCUCCAGACGAGCCGCCCAUGCCCAGCGGCGCUGACACGACACAGCCUGGCGUGGAGGUUGACUCGCUGCAUCUACGGGCUCCUCCUCCUCCUCCGGUGGCGGAUGUCUCCCUUGCCAGCCCCAGUAGCUCCACAGAGCCCAUUCCUGCGAACUACUACUCUUCUGGCCUUCCCACAGUUUCAGUGGAGCCACUGGCUCCCCUCGACAUGGGUUCAGAGAGUCUGAGGGUGGUGGAACCAAGGGGAACUGGAGGACCAUUGCAGGGCUUCUACAGCCCCUCUUCGGCUGCAGCCCCAGUCCCAGCCCCAGUUCCGUCCCAGGCCCCAACCCCAGCAGAAGCUGAGCUGGUCCAGGUGAAAGUAGAAGCGAUUGUGAUUUCUGAUGAGGAGCCCGAUGUCUCAGAGGCUCAGCCUCAGGGGCCUGAGGGAUUGUUCCCACCCGGGGAGGCCAUGUAUGGUGCUCAGCCUCCCCAGCCAGAGGCUUUUGAGGAGCCAAGGGCAGCAGGACUGGAGGAGGUGGGGCCAAGUGACCAGUUUCUGCCCUCCGAUCCUCACCUACCCUACCAUCUGCUGCCAGGUCCAGGGCAGUAUCACCGCGGACUGGUGACCUCACCCCUGCCCGCACCCCCCGCCCUGCAUGAGCCACUUUACCUGCCUUCUGAGUACGAAGCAGCCCCAGGAAGCUUUGGCGUUUUUACUGAGGAUGUUCCCACUUGCAAGACAUGUGGGAAGACCUUCUCGUGCUCUUACACGCUACGGCGCCACGCCACGGUGCACACACGGGAGCGGCCCUACGAGUGCCGCUACUGCCUGCGCAGCUACACGCAGUCAGGGGACCUGUACCGCCACAUCCGCAAGGCUCACAAUGAGGACCUGGCCAAACGCAGCAAACCCGAUCCAGAGGCGAGCCCCCUCCUCGGCGUGCACCCCCUCCCUGGCUCCCCCACAGCAGACAGACAGAACUCUGGUGGAGGGCCACCCAAAGAUUUUGUACUUGGCCCCAAAAACUAACAUCUGGGGGAGCACGAGCUGAUGCCAGGCCUGCUCUUGCGACACAGAAGGUUGGAAGCAUCUCAUUUCCCCUGCUGGGUGACGGGAUGGGUGCUGCCCGGGCUGACGGUCCCUCCCACCCUUUUCUUUACCCGGGCAGUUCCUCUCCAAGGGCGCUGGGAAUUUUCCUGGGUGUAAUCACUUCUCACUCUGCAUUCCGGACCAUAAAGCUAGCAGUGAAAGUAUCUUA
Molecule: messenger RNA, 1967 nt
Organism: Myotis lucifugus (little brown bat)
Lineage: Eukaryota; Metazoa; Chordata; Mammalia; Chiroptera; Vespertilionidae
Gene: ZBTB3
Product: zinc finger and BTB domain containing 3
Exons: 2
Coding region: 182-1738 (518 amino acids)
Biological process (GO): regulation of transcription by RNA polymerase II
Cellular component (GO): nucleus
Molecular function (GO): DNA-binding transcription factor activity, RNA polymerase II-specific; protein binding; RNA polymerase II cis-regulatory region sequence-specific DNA binding
Source: RefSeq, a predicted model, not a curated record